Messenger RNA from Lasiosphaeria miniovina, 805 nucleotides. Its product is annotated as HAD-like domain-containing protein. The record is from RefSeq and is a predicted model, not a curated record. Bases 140 to 574 code for a protein of 144 amino acids. The transcript has a single exon. NCBI's taxonomy places the organism in Eukaryota, Fungi, Ascomycota, Sordariomycetes, Sordariales, Lasiosphaeriaceae.
CACACUCGCACGAACACUCGCGCAGGUGCUGCAGCAGCCGGCGUUUGCGCACCUCGCAUCCCCGUCCCCGUCCCCGUCCCCGUCCCCAUCCGACACAACACCUCCGGGCCCGCUAGCAGCAGCUGCCGUGCAGACCCAAAUGGUACAGGCAUGGCACGCGCAGCGGGCGUGGCCGGAAGUCAGCGCGGCCAUCGCACAGAUCCGCGACGGGCUGGGGGCCGACGUCUUCGUGCACGCCAACGGCACGACGCGGCUGCAGCUGGACCUGGUGCGGUUCUCGGGGCUGCGCGGCUGCUUCAGCAUGCUCUUCUCGAGCCAGCUGCUGGGCGUGUACAAGCCGCACCCGGAGGCGUAUGCCAAGGCACUACAGCUCGUCAAGCUCGACCCCGCCGAGGUCGUAUUAGUCGCUGCGCAUGCGUAUGACUUGCGCGGCGCGGCGGCCGCGGGUAUGAAGACUGUGUACGUGCGCCGCUGGACUGAUGAUGUCGAUGAGGAUGUGGAGAAGUUGAGGACCGAGUUUGAUGCGUUUUUGGACGGCAUGGAGGAUCUCCCUGAGACGAUUGCGGGGCUGUGAUGUUGUUUGUGUUGGUUUCUUGUGGCGUUGAGAGGAAGAUUGUUGUUGGCCUGUUUCUGAAUGGAGAGUUACUGUUUUUGUACAGAGUUCAAACUUGUCAAUUAAUGACCGUUUUACGAAUACUGGGUGUGUUUUUAGCAGCAAAUGUCCCCUGAAAGCGUGCUCUUCCCUUUAGAAUAGUAGCACAACAGCCGGGUAAUAUGAGACCCUGGAACUGCUCCCUUCGCUCAA